AUGUACCUCUUCUUGGGGUCUCGAUCGGCUCCAUGGAGUCUGGGUAUUGGACUGUAUGGAGGAACAUGUUAUGAAAUCACAACCAUUGCUGGGUACUACAAGUUCCGUAGAUGUUGCGUUCGCCAGAGCCUAGAACUUUUCAUCCAGUCUUUGGGUUUGGGACAACCUUAUCGUGUCAGAAGCUGCAUUCAGCUUCAUGAUUCGCCGGAAGCCUCCAGCUUGACAACGUCUCGGUUGGUGUUGCUAGCCCCCCCACCUCUUUCUCACCCGUCAGCCGUCUGUGUGCCCGCCUCCAACGUCAUCCUUGCUUCUGCCACGCCUGCGUCUAGAACGUUUUUACUUCUCCCUCGUUGCAUCCUCUCGAGUGCCAUGUCUUGGUUUCCGCCGCCCCGCCACCUUGUCUCACGGCACAAAGCUACAUACAUCAUCACGCUCGCGGCAACAAGGAAAAAAGAAGACAGGGACAGGGCUCUAUUGUCUGUUACGAUUGCUUGCCAUUCUCUAACCUCGGUCGUCCAAUGGGAAGGCCACGCAGGAGGUGCUGCACGCCCACGUUCUGGCGUCGCUUCUUCAUCUGCCAUUUGGACGGUACCUUUCUUGCCCAAUAAUAACCUUUUUCCAUCUGGAUGCAACAGCGAGCCCUCAACUCCAACUACUCCAAACUCCAAAUUCCUCGCUGUAGACUUCACGUCAUUCAAAGGUUCCAGCACCCUGACCGCUGGGUCGCUGUAUUCCUACCUUGCUCGCCCUCCAAUUCUUGCAGUCAAGCGUCUACGACCCAGGCCCAGCAAUCGUCGAGUCAGCAGCCGCCCCUCCAAUACCUUCCAUCUGAUCAAUAGUGCACGCUCGGCUACCGCUACCAAUCCUGCUUCCCCUGCCACUGCCGCCGCGCCUGCUUCUCCCCUCAACCCUCACUCUUCUCAAACUUCGUCAUCCUCUUCCCAUUCGACCGUAAACUCCUCUGCUCCUACCGACGUUCCUCUGCGAUCGAGGCCCGGACGCUCCGUCUCGCAUUCCCUCAAUCUAUCCUCUUCUGCCAGCAGGAAGAGCCGACAUGCCGAGCCUGGAACCACCGACGCCCACUCUGCCUCUGCUAGCCUUUCCAUGCCCCCGCCCUCUUCGAUUCCUCUAAAGAGCCCGAGAACUUCUCUCUGCCGCACCCGCCGAGAAUCCAAUAAUUCGCUCGAAGCCUGGAGCGAUUCCGCCUUGCAGUUUGCCGACGUCGACGAGGUCGACAAUACCCCACGCCUCAUGUCUGGGUCUAGCCAGCAAGAUUCCACCACCGCCCCAUAUCGCCCCCUCCCCGAACCCGCCCUCACCUCCCGAUCAUCUUUUUCUUCCGAGUCCGACCUCAAGGACAAGCGCACAUCCGUCUCCAGCAUCUUUUCUGUCUACUCCCUGGCCUCGGCUCGCGGCGCCGCCCCAACUUCCGUCCCCGCCACCCAAUCCUCUGCUGCUUCGACAAACGGCUCCGACGGUGGCCCUUCGCGCUCCGUUUCCGGCAUCAUGUCGUCAGGAAAACCAGUCACGAAUGCCUCGCAACCCGGCGCCGAGCUCUCCAACGUUACUGUAACUACCUCUUCGAAUGGUCAAAAUACCAAUGCCGCCCCGGGUGGUCAUCACCUGGCGCCGCGCGAGACCAAUACCCAUACGCACCACGAAGUAAUCAAACGGCCUCCUCGUCCCGCCCAGCCAACGCGAUCCCGCAGCCGCAACAAGCGCAGGUUCAGCGGAAGCACUGGUGCAAGCAGCCAUAGCCCCAGCAGCGAUCGAGGACCCUACCACAACAAGGAGAAAGAAGAGGGUCAGUCAAGAGAUACAAGCGCGCCUCGACAACGUGUACCGACAAGCUCUAAUGCGCCUGCAGUCAAGCCAGCGCCUUGGGGUGUUAUUGGAGUUUGCGCUUUGGAUGUCAAGGCCCGCAGCAAGCCUAGCAGGAACAUUCUGAACCGACUCAUUGCUAAUCGCGAGUUCGAUGUCGUUGUGUUUGGUGACAAGGUCAUUUUGGACGAAGAGGUCGAGAAUUGGCCCAUGUGCCAAAACAGUAUAGCCUCUUCCUGCAUCACCAAUCCUUCAACCCAUGCACAAGACAUCUCCCAUCUCUCACAGAUCCCCAACCAGUCACAGGCAUCCUUUCAACUCUACUCCCUAUUCAUCUAUAGUCGCCGAGGCCAUUACGAAAGUGGGUUUCUUGCUGAUUAUCUCAUCUCAUUCUAUUCGGAUGGCUUCCCCCUGGAUAAGGCAAUUGCCUACGUCAAGGCGAGAAAACCGUUCUGCGUCAACGAUGUGCCGAUGCAGAAGAUUCUUUGGGAUCGUCGUCUAUGCCUCAACAUCUUGGACGGAAUUGGCGUGGCUACGCCGAAACGCAUCGAGGUGAACCGUGAUGGCGGACCUAAGCUUUUGACCGCAGACACUGCAAAGCAUAUCAAGGAGAUUACUGGUAUAACCUUGGACGCCGAGGAUCUGGGCUACAAUAGGCUUCCCCGCAAGGUCGAGCUUCUCGACGACGGCGACAUUCUCAGCGUCGACGGCGCUCUGCUCAAGAAACCCUUUGUCGAGAAGCCUGUCAGCGGUGAAGAUCACAACAUCAUCAUCUACUUCCCCAAGUCCACCGGUGGUGGUGCUCGCCGGCUGUUUCGCAAAAUUGGCAACAAGAGCUCCGAGUAUGAUCCCGACUUGAACAUUCCUCGCGCUAUUCUGGAGCCAGAGAAUAGUUACAUUUACGAAAAGUUCAUGAGAGUUGACAAUGCUGAGGAUGUCAAAGCCUACACUGUGGGACCCAACUACUGCCACGCAGAGACUCGGAAAUCUCCAGUUGUCGACGGUGUCGUCAGACGAAACACGCACGGCAAGGAGCUGCGCUAUGUCACGGCAUUGGAGCCUGAAGAGAAGGAAAUUGCGAGCAAGAUUUCAACCUCUUUCGGCCAAAGAGUUUGCGGCUUCGACUUCCUGCGGGCCGGCGGCAAGAGCUAUGUCAUCGACGUUAAUGGUUGGAGCUUCGUCAAGGAUAACGACGAUUACUAUGACCACUGCGCCAACAUUCUCAAGGAUGUCUUUGUCAAGGAGAGGCUUCGCAGAGGCGGCGUCACCUCUCCCGUACCAUCACCUUCUCCCUCGGAUAUGACUGAUCCAUUGGCAUCGCGCGGAAAGGAGAAGGAGGCUUCGCAACCUAUCCCUGUGCCACCGGCGCAGAACAAGUCCGUGACCAACGUGUCGGCCGUUUCUGAGAAGCUACCCCAGGAGCCGAAGCCCAUACCAGCGAGUGCACCGCCUCAAAAGUCGGAGAGUGCACUCCCCUCUGCUGUCACCAGUUCGUGUACCAGCCCUACUCUUCCUCCUCCACCUCCGCUGGUAGAUCCUGCAGUGGCGAGCGUCCCUUCCACCGUGGGAACGGGGUCAGCGACUCCAUCCGCCGCGCCUUCGCUGCAAGGGGAGGGCACUGCGCCUCCUGCAGAGGAGGCUCCAGUGCCGCCGCCGCCACCGAAGCACUCUUGGAAACUCAAGGGCAUCGUGUCCGUCAUUCGACAUGCUGAUCGAACUCCGAAGCAAAAGUACAAGUUCACUUUCCAUACAGCGCCCUUUAUUGAAUUACUCAAGGGUCAUCAGGAAGAGGUGCUCCUCAUAGGAGAGGCCGCUCUGGCCAGCGUACUGCAAGCCGUAGAUGUCGCGUUGAGAGCUGGCGUAGAAGACCGCGCCAAGUUGAAAUCGCUGCGUAAUGUCCUCGUGAAGAAGGGCGGAUGGGCUGGCACCAAGGUCCAAAUUAAGCCAAUGUUCCGAAAGAAGAAGACGGAAGAGGUCGCAGUUUCGUCAGGCGACGAGCUUUCACAAGUCUUGAAAGAAGGCGUCGAAACGGACUUCGCAGAGAAGACUGAUGAUGGUGCCGCAAAGACGGAAAACUCUUCACCGUCCAGGAUGCCACCCAAGAGGCACGACUCACUUUCUGGUAUGACCAUGUCCCGCAUCACAGCAGCGGAGGAAAGCUUGGUCCUAGAGAAGCUUCAGCUCAUUGUGAAAUGGGGAGGUGAGCCAACACAUUCGGCACGCUAUCAGGCCCAGGAACUGGGUGAGAACAUGAGAAACGAUUUCAAUCUGCUUAACCGAGAUGUCCUUGACGAGGUUCACGUUUUCAGCAGUUCUGAACGUCGCGUUACCACCAGUGCGCAAAUUUGGGCUUCUGCUUUCCUGGAUCGCAAAGAUCUCCCCGAGGACUUCAUCACUAUCCGCAAGGAUUUGCUCGACGACUCCAACGCUGCCAAGGACGAGAUGGACAAGGUGAAGAAGAAGUUGAAGGGUCUUCUUCGCAAGGGUAACGAGCGACCUUCCCAAUUCGCUUGGCCGGAGAAAAUGCCCGAGCCUUCAGAGGUUCAGACGCGCGUUGUUCAACUCAUGAACUUCCAUCGUCGCGUAAUGCACUACAACUACAGCAAGCUGCACAACGGUAGUGCCGUUGCUUCUUUGAAUAAUGCCAUUGCCAACCCGGGUUCCGAGAAACCCACAAGUGCCGAGGCAUCAGGCUCGACAAGCUCCAUGUCCUCCUCACUGUCUCAGGCGAAUGCGGUGAGCAACAUUCAACCCAGAUGGUGUUGUGGCGAGGAUGCCGAGCUCUUCAGGGAACGCUGGGAAAAGCUUUUCGCGGAGUUUUGUGACGGAGAAAAGGUCGAUCCAAGCAAGAUCUCCGAGCUUUACGACACGAUGAAGUUCGAUGCUCUGCAUAACCGGCAGUUCUUGGAAUGGGUAUUCACACCGCCCAAAGCCAUGCUGGAGGAGGAGUACGGUAUCAAGGACAAGGAAAAGGACAAGGACAGCAAGGACGGUAGCAAAGAGGCGAAGACUGCCGAGAAAACAUCCGAUGAGGGGAAGUCGUCGCAGGACUCCCGCGAGGAACGACGGGAUUUCUCGGGAUCUAGCGAUAAGGCAGACAAGAGCGAAGCCAGCAAGAGCUCAACAUCCGUCAGACGCAUCUUCCGACGGCGGUCGUUCCUCAACGGUCUCCGACACGUCGAGGCAGCCCCGCCUGAACAGUACUUUCACCUCUACAAGAGCAACACUCAGACCAAGGCAAAGACCGAUGCCAGGUUUGAGCCGUUGCGGGAAUUGUACCAGCUUGCCAAGGUUCUAUUCGACUUCAUCUGCCCUCAAGAGUACGGUAUCUCUGAUGGGGAGAAGCUGGAGAUUGGUCUUCUGACAUCGUUGCCGCUGCUCAAGGAGAUUGUUCAGGAUCUUGAGGAGAUGCAAGCAUCGAACGAUGCCAAAUCCUUCUUUUACUUUACCAAAGAGUCUCACAUUUACACCCUGCUCAACUGCAUCCUUGAAGGAGGGAUCGAGACGAAGAUCAAGAGAAGCACUAUUCCCGAGCUUGACUAUCUUUCGCAGAUCUGCUUCGAGCUGUAUGAAUCGGAGACCAAGGCCCCUGCCGCCACACCCGACGGGGGCGAGGAGCAGACAUUUGCCUACAGCAUCAGAAUCACCAUUAGCCCCGGAUGCCACGUCUUCGACCCGCUAGAUGUCCAAUUGGACAGCAAGCAUUGCAUCAGCUGCGCUCCGCGACGCAGUCUGACCCCUCACGGCGAUUGGAUGCAAGUGAUCCGCACUCUGAGGGCUAAGUUCAACCAAGUCAAACUUCCCAAGACGUUCCUCGCUGUGAACUUGUCAGAUCUCUUUUCUGUCGAGGACCAUGAACGACGGGAUAGUGACAGCGAGGGGCUCGAAAUGAAGGGAUUGCAUCCUAAGCCCAAGGUAUCAGAGCAGCAAACCACUGCCCACUCAGAAACCGAGAGCGGAACAGGAAAGGAGGAGCUUGUCUCAGCGGGCCAGGCUCUUGCUUCAGCCUCGUCGGUCGUCAUGGAUGAUGAGGAGCCCGUUAGCCCGAGAACCAAGCCUGACGCUUCAACCGAGACAAUCUCCCAGGUGGCAGCAGACUCUGCCGAGUGA
This is a messenger RNA of Colletotrichum lupini, 5931 nucleotides long. Its product is annotated as histidine acid phosphatase. The transcript has 12 exons. NCBI's taxonomy places the organism in Eukaryota, Fungi, Ascomycota, Sordariomycetes, Glomerellales, Glomerellaceae. Gene Ontology annotation, molecular function: 5-diphosphoinositol pentakisphosphate 1-kinase activity; diphosphoinositol pentakisphosphate kinase activity; inositol hexakisphosphate kinase activity. Bases 1 to 5931 code for a protein of 1976 amino acids. The record is from RefSeq and is a predicted model, not a curated record. Gene Ontology annotation, cellular component: cytosol. Gene Ontology annotation, biological process: inositol metabolic process; inositol phosphate biosynthetic process.